AUGAAAAGCUCAGCUCUCGUUUUCUUUGCAGCUCUGCUAAGCCAUUCGAUGCCUAUCCUUGCUUUAACACAUUAUAACUGUAGAGAAAACUAUAUUCCUGUGCAAUCAGUAAAGAGAAGAGUUGAAGAAAGAUAUAAUGAUUUGAUAGAACGAGGUUACGUGCCUAGUCAACACGAAGAAGGGACUGAGUUUGGUCGAACGGUCUACAGUGCAAUUUCUGCAACAAGCUCAGAUGAUAGACUCGAAGUCACAAUAUCAUUUGAUAAAAAUCAAAGGGUCCUUUCGGUCAACGGUUACCUAUCGGGCUUAAGAUUUAUUUGUCCCGGAGUCCAUAUUGACAUUGAUCUUGACUCAUAG
Messenger RNA from Blumeria graminis f. sp. triticale, 357 nucleotides. NCBI's taxonomy places the organism in Eukaryota, Fungi, Ascomycota, Leotiomycetes, Helotiales, Erysiphaceae. The record is from the annotation of a GenBank genome assembly.